AUGCGUUUGAGCGCUGUGGUGUGCGGAAUAGAAUUCUGUUAUGCUGCUGAAACAGCUUUUGUGUCACCGAUUUUACUUCAAAUUGGUAUACCGGUUGUGCUUAUGACAUGGACAUGGUGUUUACCGCCACUCAUCGGCUUUUUGCUUGUUCCAGCACUUGGUUCGCUCAGUGAUAGACUUCUUACACCUUUUGGCCGACGGCGACCGUUUAUCUUACUCUAUUCCAUCGGUAUUCUUAUCGGUUUGAUCCUGGUGGCCAACGGUCGUAUUUUGGGAGAAUGGUUUGGGGAUACAAGAUUUCAAAUGAUUAGUAAAGAUUCGAUUUUCAAUGGUACUCGUAUUGAAAAGUAUGUCAAAGUUGCGAGUCCCUUAUCAUCACGAAAAUUUGGCACAAUUCUGACAGUAUUCGGUGUCUUUUUACUCGAUCUCGAUUGUGACGCAUGUCAAAGUCCAAGUCGAGCCUAUCUACUAGAUGUGACUAAUCCAGAUCAGCACGCAGCAGGUUUGUCAACAUUUACAUUCAUGGCUGGUCUUGGUGGCUGUUUAGGAUAUUUCCUUGGCGGAAUACCUUGGGAACGUACGUUCCUCAGUAACAUCCUCGGUGAUCAUAUUCAUGUGGUAUUCACAUUAGUUUGGCUCAUCUACAUUGUUUGUGCCAUUUCAACUUUGACAGCAGUGAAAGAGCCAGCGAAUUUGACUGUAACAGCACCGAAUCUGAUGCGAUCAUCAUCGCGACAAUGCAUCAUGUCUGCCGGUACGUUUCAUGAUGAUAGUGAUGAACACUAUACCAGAAACUACAGUCGAUGCGAGUCAUUGUCCACGGAAAAUCAACGAGUAUCAUAUUUCGAUUAUAUUCGAUCGAUCAUCUAUAUGCCUUCAUCGUUGAGAUGGCUCUGUUUAACGAAUUUUUUCUGUUGGAUGGCACUCGUUUCUUACUCCCUGUUCUUCACUGAUUUCGUUGGACAAGCCGUAUUUGGUGGAAAUCCAAAACUAGCUCGCGAUCAUCCAUUACGUUUGUUGUACAACGAAGGCGUUCGAUUUGGUUCAUGGGGUAUGUCAAUCUAUUCAAUAUCAUGCUCGAUUUAUUCGUAUAACAUCGAGGCCCUCAAUAAUUAUUUUGGUAUAAAACGUGUUUAUAUUGGAUCACAACUGAUCUAUGCUGUAGGAAUGUUAUUGAUGGGAUAUGUAAGACAUCGUGCCGGCGUCAUCAUUCUUUCAGCAGCAGCCGGAGUAUUGUAUUCAACUUUAUUUACGAUUCCAUAUCUAUUAAUAUCAAAAUAUCAUGCAUCAAAUACUUUCGAUCAAUCGAAUGGUCUUUCCAUCAGCGGACAAGUUCGUGGUAUUGGCACCGAUGUCGCAGUGGUUAGCAGUAUGGUAUUUCUAGCACAAUUGUGCUUAUCAUCAACAAUGGGAACUCUUAUUCAUCUUGCUGGUUCGACUGUUGUGGUAACAAUUGUUGCUAGUUUUCUUAGUAUUUGUGGUGCCAUAUCGGCAACAAAGGUUUUAUAUGUCUCGGAGACGACCUGA
Adineta ricciae is the source of this 1527-nucleotide messenger RNA. Lineage: Eukaryota; Metazoa; Rotifera; Eurotatoria; Adinetida; Adinetidae. The record is from the annotation of a GenBank genome assembly.